Molecule: messenger RNA, 1251 nt
Organism: Cuculus canorus (common cuckoo)
Lineage: Eukaryota; Metazoa; Chordata; Aves; Cuculiformes; Cuculidae
Product: olfactory receptor 14A16-like
Exons: 2
Coding region: 1-1251 (416 amino acids)
Biological process (GO): G protein-coupled receptor signaling pathway
Cellular component (GO): membrane
Molecular function (GO): olfactory receptor activity; G protein-coupled receptor activity
Source: RefSeq, a predicted model, not a curated record
AUGCCUGAAUUCACCCCAUGGAAACGAUCCUACCAGCUUGGAGAAACGAGAUCAUUCCCUGUCACCUUUCUACUGUCCUAUCUAAUUGUGGGAGAAAAUAAAGUGCUUCUCCUGUCCAGCUCUUUUUCUGACAGGAACAGACAGUGCAGGACAGAAGUGUCUCUGCCAGCUGAGGGAGGGAAGAUGAGGGAUGGCUUCAGGCUGUUUCUCAGCAGGUUCCCCUGGAGCCCCAGGGACACCUGGAGGGAGCCCCGAGGGGGCAGAGAAAGGGCUGCCUUGGGCUGCUCCUCUGCUGCUGAGCUGGGCUGGGCUCCUGGCACGGAGAGGCAGCAGAUGUCCAACAGCAGCUCCAUCACUCAGUUCCUCCUCCUGGCAUUCGCAGACACACAGGAGCUGCAGCUCUUGCACUUCUGGCUCUUCCUGGGCAUCUACCUGGCUGCCCUCCUGGGCAACGGCCUCAUCAUCACCACCAUCGCCUGUGACCACCACCUCCACACCCCCAUGUACUUCUUUAUCCUCAACCUCUCCGUCCUUGACCUGGGAUCCAUCUCCACCACUGUCCCCAAGGCUACAACCAAUUCCCUCUGGGACACCAGAGCCAUCUCCUAUGAAGGAUGUGCUUCUCAAGUCUUUCUCUUUCUGUUUUUCAUUUCAGCAGAGUAUUUUCUUCUCACGGUGAUGUCCUACGACCGCUACGUUGCCAUCUGCAAACCCCUGCACUACGGGACCCUCCUGGGCAGCAGAGCUUGUGUCCACAUGGCAGCAGCUGCCUGGGCCGCUGGGUUUCUCACUGCUCUGCUGCACACGGCCAAUACAUUUUCCCUGUCCCUCUGCCAGGGCAAUGCUGUGGACCAGUUCUUCUGUGAAAUCCCACAGAUCCUCAAGCUCUCCUGCUCACAUGUUGCCCUGAGGGAGGUUGGGCUUCUUGUGGUUGGUGUCUUUUUAUCUUUUGGCUGUUUUGUUUUCAUUGUGGUGUCCUAUGUGCAGAUCUUCAGGUCAGUGCUGAGGAUCCCCUCUGAGCAGGGACGGCACAAAGCCUUUUCCACGUGCCUCCCUCACCUGGCCGUGGUCUCCCUCUUUAUCAGUACUGGAGUAUUUGCCUACCUGAAACCCCCCUCCAUCUCCUCUCCAUCCCUGGACAUUGUGGUGUCAUUUCUGUAUUCCGUGGUGCCUCCAGCACUAAACCCCCUCAUCUACAGUUUGAGGAAUCAGCAGCUCAAGGAUGCUGUGUGGAAACUGAUAUCUGGAUGA